This is a messenger RNA of Grus americana (Whooping crane), 1815 nucleotides long. It is a transcript of the gene CHRNB3, whose product is annotated as cholinergic receptor nicotinic beta 3 subunit. Gene Ontology annotation, molecular function: acetylcholine-gated monoatomic cation-selective channel activity; transmembrane signaling receptor activity. The transcript has 6 exons. The record is from RefSeq and is a predicted model, not a curated record. Gene Ontology annotation, biological process: monoatomic ion transmembrane transport; regulation of membrane potential; chemical synaptic transmission. Lineage: Eukaryota; Metazoa; Chordata; Aves; Gruiformes; Gruidae. Gene Ontology annotation, cellular component: postsynaptic membrane; synapse; neuron projection. Bases 4 to 1371 code for a protein of 455 amino acids.
CCCAUGCUUUGCCUAGUGCUCUUUGCGCUGUGUCUGAGCCGCUCAGAUGUGGCUGCCUUCAGUUCAGUCGCUGAAAAUGAGGAUGCGCUCCUCAAGCACUUAUUUCAAGGCUAUCAGAAAUGGGUCCGCCCAGUGGAAAACUCCAAUGACACUAUCAAAGUCCUUUUUGGAUUAAAGAUAUCACAGCUUGUGGAUGUGGAUGAGAAGAAUCAGCUGAUGACAACCAACGUGUGGCUGAAGCAGGAAUGGAUCGACCACAAGCUCUCCUGGAAUCCAGAGGAAUACGGUGGGAUCACCGCCAUCCGUGUCCCCUCUGAGUCCCUGUGGCUGCCCGACAUUGUUUUGUUUGAAAAUGCUGACGGACGUUUUGAAGGAUCCCUGAUGACCAAAGUCAUAGUGAAGUACAAUGGAGUGGUGACCUGGACGCCACCAGCCAGUUAUAAGAGCUCCUGCACGAUGGACGUGACCUUCUUCCCCUUUGACAGGCAGAACUGCUCCAUGAAGUUUGGGUCGUGGACAUAUGAUGGCAGUAUGGUGGACUUGAUUUUAGUGGAUGAAAAUGUAGACAGGAAAGACUUCUUUGAUAAUGGGGAGUGGGAGAUCUUAAACGCCAAAGGUAUGAAAGGCAACAGGAAGGAUGGACUGUACUCUUACCCGUUUGUCACUUACUCCUUUGUGUUGAGACGCCUUCCGCUGUUUUACACUCUUUUUUUAAUAAUCCCUUGCCUGGGAUUGUCAUUUCUAACUGUCCUAGUGUUUUACCUGCCUUCAGAUGAAGGAGAAAAGCUGUCAUUGUCUACAUCAGUUCUAGUCUCCCUCACUGUUUUCCUUUUGGUGAUUGAGGAAAUAAUCCCUUCUUCUUCCAAAGUCAUCCCUCUGAUCGGUGAGUAUCUGCUGUUCAUCAUGAUUUUUGUGACCCUCUCUAUCAUUGUGACUGUGUUUGUUAUCAACGUCCAUCACCGCUCCUCAGCAACUUACCAUCCCAUGGCUCCCUGGGUUAAAAGACUCUUCCUCCAGAAGCUGCCUCGGCUGCUCUGCAUGAAGGGCCAUGUAGAUCGUUACUCCUUCUCAGACACUGAAGAAAAGGAAACCACCUUGAAAUCAAAGCUCCCAGGGAAGCAGAAACACAAGCAAGCAAAAGAUGGAGAGAAAAUUGUUAUCACCUUUCUUGAAAAGGCAGCCGACUCCAUUCGAUACAUUUCCAGGCACGUUAAAAAAGAGCAUUUCAUCAGACAGGUUGUCCAAGACUGGAAAUUUGUAGCUCAAGUCCUGGAUCGGAUCUUCCUGUGGUUAUUUCUGGUGGUGUCAGUGACAGGUUCAGUUCUCAUCUUUACUCCUGCGUUACAGAUGUGGCUGAACAGCACCUUGUAGAAAUUGCUGCCACAGUAGCAUAAAGCAAGUACAAUGCCAAGGGAUGGUGGUGCCGUUGAGCUUGGUCUCUGUUGUACAGGAUGGGAAGCAACAGCAAGAAUGAGGGAAGGUGAUGGUAACAGCAGGCAUUGACUAGUGCUUUCUAUCUUCAUAGAACUUGACCAGUUAUAGAUUUGGCUGAGAUCAGAGAAGGAUUUGUUGUGCAGCUGAGUGCUAAAGUUAACUGGGGUUGCACAAUUGGGCUGUAAGUAUUUUACUAGUAGCUUGGUUAUAUAACAAUAAAAGACAAGAUUAUUAGUUAAAAUUGGAAAUAGUACUUCUGGCAUAACGAUUAUUCUUAAAAGGCAGAUAUAUCAGUUAAAAUGCUACAUUGUAAAAGAAGUUACAGUAGGAACACAAUUCAGUACUCAGUUUAUCUACAUUUCCAAGCAAAACCCACAAAGU